CAAUUGAUCCCAGCACUUCUACCAUGGCGCUUCCCAUUUUCAAGAGCCCGUUCAUACGUAACAUACGAAGGAGACCUUUGUCGGUGAUUGUUCCGAUAAGUGUGAUUUUGGUGAUAUACUACCUCUUUUUCAGUGCUCCUUCUGUGUCUACCAAAACCACCCCCAAGUACAACUACAACAAGAUCUCCAAGGGGUGGUUUGCUAAGAACAGAGAUUCUGUGAUUCUUCAGAACUUGCCCAAGAACCACAUCAGCCACUAUGACUUGAACAAGUUGACCAACUCGCCUGACGCGUUGGCUCAGCAAGAGGAGGUGUUGCUCUUGACCCCCAUGUCUAAGUUCGUUCCCGAGUACUGGAACAACAUCAACGCGUUGACCUACGACCACUCGUUGAUCACCUUGGGGUUCAUUCUUCCCAGAAACACCGAUGGAGAGGUUGCGUUGAAAGCAUUGGAGUCCUCUAUCAAGGACCUCCAGUCUAAGAACAAGUUGAACUACAAGAAGAUCGUGAUCUUGAGACAGGACUCUAACUCGUUGGAGAGCCAGAAGGAACAGGACAGACACGCAUUGAGCGUCCAGAAGGAGAGAAGAGGCAUGAUGGCCUUGGCCAGAAACUCAUUGGUUUUCACAGCGUUGUCUCCCGACCACUCGUGGGUCUUGUGGUUGGACGCAGACAUCGUCGAGACUCCUCCUACUUUGAUCCAAGACUUGACGAUCCACAACAAGCCUGUUCUCUCUGCCAACGUGUAUCAGAAAUUCAUUAACAAGGAGACCAACCAGGAGGAAAUCAGACCUUAUGAUUUCAACAAUUGGGUCGAAUCCGACGAGGGUUUGGCCAUCGCCGCCAACAUGGCUGAUGACGAGAUUAUUGUGGAAGGUUACAGUCAAAUUGCCACCUACAGACCUUUGAUGGCUCACUUCUACGACCCCAACGGUGACGUCUCUACUGAGAUGCCUUUGGAUGGUGUUGGAGGUGGUGCUGUAUUGGUUAAGGCCGAUGUUCAUAGAGAUGGUGCCAUGUUCCCAUCGUUUCCAUUCUACCACUUGAUUGAGACCGAAGGUUUUGCCAAAAUGGCCAAGAGAUUAGGGUAUGAGGUCUUCGGAUUGCCCAACUACUUGGUCUACCACUACAACGAGUGAACUCUAUUUAGUUGAUUAUGUAUUGUAAUUGCAUUUGAGUUAUUUUGCGUAGUAAGGAAGACUGAAGACUAUGUAAGACGUUUUAAAAGGGUCUUAUUAACCUGAAUCAAGGAAUUCGAGCUACUCUCCAAGUUACUCCGAGUCUGUUUUCUAAUUCAAUCGAGCUAAUUCGGACAAUUUUACGUUAAUAUAAUUUUUGGCUUUGGUAUUGAUACCAUUAUUGGUAGCCUUCCUCUACUCAUAAUUGAUU
Messenger RNA from Suhomyces tanzawaensis NRRL Y-17324, 1389 nucleotides. RefSeq names its product mannosyltransferase complex subunit (gene MNN9). The record is from RefSeq and is a predicted model, not a curated record. Bases 24 to 1139 code for a protein of 371 amino acids. Gene Ontology annotation, cellular component: mannan polymerase complex. The transcript has a single exon. Gene Ontology annotation, biological process: cell wall mannoprotein biosynthetic process; protein N-linked glycosylation. Lineage: Eukaryota; Fungi; Ascomycota; Pichiomycetes; Serinales; Debaryomycetaceae. Gene Ontology annotation, molecular function: alpha-1,6-mannosyltransferase activity.